AUGGCUAAGAUGUGGGAAUUUGACGCCUUCAGUGACGAAGGAGACGAAGACUUCGCUUCGUACGUGGAAAGAUUUGGGCACUAUUGCAAGGUAGCCAACGUGCAAGACGAAGAACUUAAGAAGUCAGCCUUCAUCACAGCCAUAGGGAAGAAAGUGUACAAGACGCUCAAAGAUUUGCUUCUACCGUCAAAGCCGGAAGAGAAGUCAUUCAAAGAUUUGGUGAAGGUACUGAGCGAACACUACGGGCCUACAAGCCAAGUCAUUGCGGAGCGCUUCAAAUUUAACCGGCGCUACCAAGGGGAAGGGGAGUCCGUCGCAGUUUUUGCAGUCGCGCUGAAGCACAUGGCUGCGAAAUGCGAGUCCGGCCAGUUUCUCGACGACGCGUUGCGGGACCGGUUCGUCGCGGGACUGCGGAACCCAGCCAUCCAGACAGGAUUGCUAAAGAAAAAGGAGCUGACGUUCGAGACGGCGUGUGAGUUCGCCAAGAGCGUCGAAUUGGCCGAGCGAGAGUCUAGGGCUUCCGACCAGUUGCUGGAACAGACGCCGAAAACAUGA
Molecule: messenger RNA, 555 nt
Organism: Ornithodoros turicata
Lineage: Eukaryota; Metazoa; Arthropoda; Arachnida; Ixodida; Argasidae
Exons: 2
Coding region: 1-555 (184 amino acids)
Source: RefSeq, a predicted model, not a curated record